AUGUCUUCUGGAACGUACACGUCGCAGCUGAGCAAAUGGCUCCUCACUUCGCCGCCCAUAGAAUGGGCCUUGAAGAAUGCGAGAGAGCUGCUCAUUGGCACCUUGCGCCAGGGUCCCAUACCGCAACAUGUCGCCUUUGAGAUGGACGGCAACCGUCGAUUUGCUCAGAACCAUCAUAUUGAAGCUAUCGAGGGCCACAACCUGGGCUUUGAAGCACUGGCUCGUGUUCUCGAGAUCUGCUACAAGUGCGGCGUCAAGGUCGUGACUGUCUACGCCUUUAGUAUCGAGAAUUUUAAUAGACCCAAGUCAGAGGUUGGAGGGCUCAUGAAAAUGGCCAAGAUCAAGUUGGAGCAAUUGUGUCAACACGGUGCUCUGCUCGAUCGCUACGGAGCUUGUAUCCGUGUACUGGGAGAGAGAGACUUGAUCCCAGCCGACGUCUUGCCGUUUGUUGACAGAGCUGUUGAAAUGACCAAGCACAACAAGAAUGCUGUUCUCAAUAUCUGUUUCCCUUACACAUCGAGGGCUGAAAUGACGGCCGCAGUAAAGGCCACCGUAGAAGAAUUCUCUGCGCCGCCAAACCCACCACAGACCCCUUUCUCGGAAGCAAGAAUCACACAAGCGAUCAAAUCGAACCAACUCAAGCAUUCCGAUUCUCAACCCUCGCGGGAAGGAUCGCCAGACCUGAACGGCAAGUCAGAUGUGGAUGACUCGGUCUCGACGGAUACCACCCUGAACCCUGACUCUCCACACCACGAGACGCAAGACUCGACACACAAGCCAGCAGAGUUCAAAGAUAAGGAGACCAUCACGGCCGAGACGUUGAGCAGUCACAUGUACACUGGCGAUUGCCCACCACUUGACAUUUUUGUCCGUACCAGCGGAGUGAUGCGACUUAGUGACUUUAUGCUGUGGCAAUGCCACGAAGAUACUCACAUCUUUUUCUUGAAGUGUUUCUGGCCCGAGUUUGAUCUGUGGCAUUUUGUUCCCGUCCUGCUGGAAUGGCAAUGGCGGCAAAAGCAGAUGGGCCGGGAAGGGCGGCUUGGUAGGCGAGUCAAGACCGAAUGA
Messenger RNA from Pestalotiopsis fici W106-1, 1065 nucleotides. RefSeq lists its product as uncharacterized. Gene Ontology annotation, cellular component: dehydrodolichyl diphosphate synthase complex; membrane; endoplasmic reticulum. Gene Ontology annotation, molecular function: ditrans,polycis-polyprenyl diphosphate synthase [(2E,6E)-farnesyl diphosphate specific] activity. Bases 1 to 1065 code for a protein of 354 amino acids. The record is from RefSeq and is a predicted model, not a curated record. Lineage: Eukaryota; Fungi; Ascomycota; Sordariomycetes; Amphisphaeriales; Sporocadaceae. The transcript has 2 exons.